AUUGGAGCAUUAGCUUCCGUUAGUACUUCUAUAGCAUCUAUCGUUAACCAUGGCACUCCGAGCAGCUGUAUUGAAUGCGGAUACUAUGAUUAUGGAUACUUCUAUGUGAAUUUAAUUUUUCAUGCCAUAAUUUUUCUAGUAACUGCUUUUGGUAUUAUUGUCGUUUGCUGUGCGGAAAGUCCUGCUCUUUUAAGAUCAAAAUUUUAUGAUUAUUGUAAUGAGCAUGCUAAAACACAAAAUGAUAUAAUGGCUUGCGAUGAUGCAUACCGUAGUUUUACAAUAGGAUCGAUC
This is a messenger RNA of Racocetra persica, 291 nucleotides long. Lineage: Eukaryota; Fungi; Glomeromycota; Glomeromycetes; Diversisporales; Gigasporaceae. The record is from the annotation of a GenBank genome assembly.